This is a messenger RNA of Cydia amplana, 2047 nucleotides long. RefSeq lists its product as uncharacterized. Bases 23 to 2047 code for a protein of 674 amino acids. Lineage: Eukaryota; Metazoa; Arthropoda; Insecta; Lepidoptera; Tortricidae. The transcript is spliced from 2 exons. The record is from RefSeq and is a predicted model, not a curated record.
UUUGUCAUAAAUACAGGUUAAUAUGUCUACCGAAAUGGAGAAAUUAAAAAAGUUACGUGUUAUACGCUCACAGUGCAAAGGAACCAUUACAAGAAUCGACAGUUUUGUCAAGGAUCCCGUAGCUUUGGCAGCCGCCAGCGCCGAUAUAUUAGAGGCGCGUAAAGAGAAGCUUAUUUCCACCUUAAAAGAUUACGAAAAGGUGCAAAUGGACAUCCUAAGCAUUGAUGAAGGCGACGGUGAACAGGUGGGAGAUAUUGAAGAGAAAUACUAUUCCAUAUUAGCAAAAAUAAAUAGUUCUCUUAAAAUGUUAAACUCAAAAGUGACUUCGGAGUGCCACAACGCAUCCACAUGUAAGUUACCCACAAUUGAAAUACCCUUUUACGACGGAAAGGAUUUCACUAAAUUUAAACCCUUUUUCGACUUAUUUACUGCUGUCAUUGAUCGGAAUACCUCGCUGUCUGAUGUGCAAAAGCUUUUUUAUUUGAGAAAGUACCUACAGGACGAUGCGUUGGCGGUUAUUCUGAAUUUGCCGUUGGUAAAUGAGUCAUAUAAAGAAGCAAUACAAUUAUUAAAAAAGAGAUUUGACAACAAGGCUAGAUUAGUUGCAAAUCAUAUAGGAAUAUUGUUAGAUAUUUCUAAUAUACAAAAGGGCACAGCGGCUUCCAUACGAACAUUUGUUUCACAAAUAAAUCAACAGAUGCAUGCAUUAAAAAAUCUAGAUGAACCCGUUGAUAAAUGGGACAUGCUUUUGAUAUCAAUUUUGACUCGAAAGUUAGAUCAAUUCACAAACCGGGCAUACCAAUUAGACCGGGACUCAGACACCAUGCCUACGAUGGCUGGUUUCAUUGAAUAUUUAGAAAAGCGUGCUAUAGCGCUCGAAGAUAGUCAUCAAAAUAAACAUAGUACCUACUAUGAUGGUGCUAACAAACAUGUUAAUAAUAAAAGUACUUGCUAUGAAGGUACUCACAAAUCAAUACCUAAGGUUACAAAUGUGGUAUCGAAGUCGUUGCCGCCCUGUAGGUAUUGUGAUAAUAAAGACCAUCAGAUAUAUAACUGUCCUAUAUUUAAAAUUUUGCCUAUCGCUCAGAGGCAAUCUUAUGUAAAUGAAAAGCACAUGUGUAAUGUAUGCCUUAAUAACCAUGAUGGUAAAUGUAAAUUUACUUUUAAAUGUAAAAUGUGUAAACAGGGCCACAACACAUUGCUGCAUCAGGAGCGCAAUGUGAAUGUGGACAAGCCCAGGACAAAUAAUGAUGACAGUCAGCAGCCACUAUCAUCCGAUGCUGGUGAGUUUGACAUUGCUGUUAAUACUAUUUUAAAUUGUGUGUCCGAUAGUGGUGUUUUGCUGCCAACCAUAAAGGUCAAAUUAAUAACUAAAAAUAAUGAAGAGGUGACAUGCAAGGCAUUACUGGAUACUGCAUCUCAAGGCAGUUUUAUACGUUCAGAUUUAGUAAGCAGGCUUGGCUUAAAACCGAUGAUGGAACCAAACAAUAUUAUUGGUUUCCGUAAACAACUAUGUAAAGUGAAUGAGUAUGUAAUUUUGACUCUUCAGUCUUGUAAAAAUAAUGUUAAAAUAAUAUUAAAAUGUCAUAUUAGUGAUGAAAUUACUUCCAAACUGCCUCAAAGAACAUUAGAUGUAUCUAAAUAUCAUAUCCCAAAAAAUAUAACUUUAGCUGAUGACACAUUUUACAUUACAAAUGAUAUCCCUCUGUUGCUUGCAGCAAACAUCUAUUUUGCUAUAUUGUUGCAGGGCUGCAUUAAAACUGAAAAUGGACCGGUAUUUCAGAAUACCAUGUUAGGAUAUGUUGUCGGAGGAAGUAUCCCCGAGCAAGGACACCACUGCGUGUUCAAUCCUUCCAGUCGAACCUCACCUCAUCGUGUGGUCUUUGAUGGAUCAAUGAGAUCUAGAAAUGGGACAUCGCUGAAUCAAGUCAUGCUGAACGGACCUGUUGUACAGAGUGAGCUCUUUGAUAUCCUUAUUUUAUUCAGGACUUAUCCCUUUAUUUUAACUUGUGACAUUAAAAAAAAUGUUUCGCAAUGUUUUUAUUAA